GAAACAAUUUCUAAAGUUUGAAUUUGAAAGAAGACGCUGUUAGAGCUGAGUUAUUAAAAGUUCCUGUUCGGUUCUGACUGCGGUGCUCCCUCAGGUUCUGGACCCUCAGUAUGGGAUGUAUGUGUGGCCCUCCGCCGUGGUUCUGGCCCAGUACCUGUGGUUCCACCGAGACCAGCUGAGAGGCCGGGCGGUGCUGGAGCUCGGCGCCGGUGUGGGUCUCCCCGGCGUGCUGGCGGCCCGCUGCGGCGCCCGCGUGUCGCUGUCGGACGGAUCGGACCGGCCGCGCUGCCUGGAGAACGGCCGGCGGAGCUGCGCCGCCAACGGGCUGCGGGACGUGGGCGUGCUGGGCCUCAGCUGGGGGGACGUGACCCCGGAGCUGCUGCUGCUGCCCCCACAGGACGUCGUCCUCGGCUCGGACGUCUUCUACGACCCCGAGGGUCGGUGUGAGAGUCGGAGAUGAAAGCUCGCUCCUCCUUGUCGUGUGGCUGAGCUGCUGCUUCUGCUUCCAGAUUUUGAAGAUGUUCUGGUGACGUUUGUCUGCCUGCUGAGGAAAAACCCGGAGGCUCAGUUCUGGACGACGUACCAAGUGAGGAGGUACG
Poecilia latipinna (sailfin molly) is the source of this 599-nucleotide messenger RNA. Its product is annotated as methyltransferase-like protein 23. NCBI's taxonomy places the organism in Eukaryota, Metazoa, Chordata, Actinopteri, Cyprinodontiformes, Poeciliidae. The coding region runs from base 116 to 460 and encodes 114 amino acids. Gene Ontology annotation, cellular component: nucleus; cytoplasm. The transcript is spliced from 2 exons. The record is from RefSeq and is a predicted model, not a curated record.